Chara braunii is the source of this 2241-nucleotide messenger RNA. NCBI's taxonomy places the organism in Eukaryota, Viridiplantae, Streptophyta, Charophyceae, Charales, Characeae. The record is from the annotation of a GenBank genome assembly.
GGUCAUUAUUAGGCGAAAGAAAGCAGGAGGGGGGUUGGUGUUUGCAUAAGAUUUAGGUGCGGUGUAUCUUCAUUCAACUAUGGAUGUUAUUACGACAUGCGUGGGCGAAAUCCAAGGAAAGGCUGUUGAGAUUCUGGAGUUACAUCAUCGCCAGGGUGAUGGUUGUGGUAAGGACUUCAGGUACAACAGACGGGUUAAUAGUGCGACGGUUCGACACUACCGUGUUACAGCGGAUGGGAGGUUGGUUCUGAAGUUGUGUGUAGGCUUAGGUUAUUGGGAUGGUUUGCUUCGCGAAGUGACUGUAUUUGUGAUAAAGGCAUCAGAGGAUAUCCCGAAUGAGGUUCCUGAUGGGGGGGUGGAUGAGGUGGCGGAAAUGGUUGAGCUACUAACGAGUGAUCUUCUACAGGAGCAUGGAGGGAAGCAGAUUGAUUUUGUCGAAUGGGAGGCGGUGUUGGAGGCACCAUUGGUCGGGUCCAGUGAUGCUGAGAAACCUCAUCUGCAAGCACUCUUAGAUGGUGCAAUAAAAUGGGAACAGGAGAUAGAGAAGGAGAGGAAGGAGACCUUGCUAAAAAGACAAGUGGCCCUCCUAGAGACUGUCCCCUCACUGACUGAAGAGCAGUGUGGGGAACAGUUGCAGUCCAUACUUACAGCCUUUGUUCAUAUCAGGAAUCUUGAGGACCAUACCACUCAGAUCGCUGAAGUCUUUGCAAAGUUGCAGACACUUCAGGAUGAUCUGACUGAGAUGACCCUCAAGUACCAUGAAUUGACAAAGGAGGUGGCUGACCUGCGACAAGCCCAAGUGGCCAACCCUCUUCCUCUACCUCCCGGAUCUGAAGCUGCAAUCGAAAUUACCUCUGCCCUUCUUACUGUAUCUUCUUCUACCUCUUCUUCGAGUGUGCUGACAACCCCCUCGGGACCUGCAGCAGGUGCAAAUUCCGUUGUUGCUGUAACAAGCAAUGAGGCUAGAACUUCUGCAACUGCUGCAGCCCCAAGACCGGAACCAGCUGCAGCUGGUCCCAGCUACGCCAGUCCCUAUGUGGACCGAAAGGCGGUACAACUGUCGUCUAAGUACGACAGCAAGGAAGACAUCGAGUCCUGGAUCGGCUCCAUGAGGGCCUACUUUGAGAUUCUGGGAACUCAACCUGAGAACCAGGCGGUGAUAAUGGGAAUGAAUGUCGAGCCAGUCGUACGGGGCUUCCUAGAAGUCCAAGCGACACGGGAUGGGUUCCCAAAGGCUGCACUAGCCAAAUGGCUAAGGAUCAUCCUGGUUGCCUCCCUCGAAGAUCUCCUUAUCUCACAAUACCAAGAUCCACAUGUUGGUGCUAAAGCAAGGAUUCAACUUGACAAAGUAAAGCACAGCAAGUGGAAUGACUCCAUGAAAAGCCCGCAGAACUAUCUAAGCAAGAUGUUUGCCACUCCUGGUUUGGAAUUGUCCGCUCAAUCUUGUUUGGAUGUGGUUAAGGGCGCGGUUCCAACUAACUUCACUAGCGGGUGCAAGGUCUUCUCCAAGAUCGAUCUCAAGUCUGGCUACCACCAGAUUGAAGUCGAUCCUGCGGACCAGCACAAGACUGCGUUCAAAACACGCGACGGGCUUUAUGAGUUCACCGUAAUGCCCUUCGGUCUCACGAACGCACUAGCGACUUUCCAAAGCCUCAUGGACAAGGUCCUCCGCGAACAGAUUGGCCGGUUUGUGGUAGUGUACCUAGACGAUAUUCUGAUCUUCAGCAAGUCCAUGGAGGAACACCUCAAGCAUCUUGAGGAGGUGCUCGCUAUCCUCAAGAAGACGCAGCUCCAUCUCAACUUGGAGAAAUCUGAGUUUGGGAAGGAUAGCGUCAUCUAUCUUGGGCACCCGUUGUCUGCUGCAGGCCUAGAGCCCGAGGCAACUAAGAUUGAGGUCCUACGUGAUUGGCCUCAGCCUGCGAACAUUCGCGAAUUGCGUUCUUUCCUUGGUCUCGCGUCGUACUAUCUCUAGUUUGUACCCCGUUUUUCUAUCAUUGCUCGUCCGUUGUCGCGACUAACCAGUAAAAAUGUGUCUUAUUCCUGGGAUGCCGCGUGUACGGAAGCUUUUCGAACUCUCAAGGAAGCCUUGGUAAGUUACCCGGUACUCUGCAUUGCAGAUCCCAAACUGACCUUCGUAGUUACUACGGAUGCAAGUCAAUAUGGAAUCGGUGCAGUGCUGCAACAAGAUGACGGCGAUGGCCUGCGGCCACUCGAGUACUACAACAAACGAAUGCCCAACGU